Echinostoma caproni is the source of this 780-nucleotide messenger RNA. The record is from the annotation of a GenBank genome assembly. Lineage: Eukaryota; Metazoa; Platyhelminthes; Trematoda; Plagiorchiida; Echinostomatidae.
AUGCUGAGUUGUACAAUAGAGUUCAACUUGUAUGCCAACGUUCGACCCUGCAAGUCGAUUGAAGGCUAUAAGACCCCGUAUGACAAUGUCAAUCUGGUUACAAUCCGUGAAAACACCGAGGGAGAGUAUUCGGGAAUCGAACAUGUGAUUGUGGAUGGUGUUGUGCAGAGCAUCAAACUCAUCACCGAACAAGCUAGUAGGCGUGUUGCUAGCUUUGCGUUCAAAUAUGCCCGCGACAAUGGGCGACAUACCGUGACCGCAGUUCACAAAGCCAAUAUCAUGCGCAUGUCUGACGGUCUGUUUUUGCGUGCAUGCCGAACGGAGGCGGCAAAGAAUACAGACAUUCAUUUUCGGGAAAUGUUCCUCGAUACCGUAUGCUUGAACCUCGUUCAAGAUCCUACUCAAUUCGAUGUACUUGUCAUGCCCAAUUUGUAUGGAGAUAUUUUGAGUGACUUGGCCGCCGGAUUAAUCGGCGGAUUGGGAGUUACGCCAAGUGGGAACAUUGGUGAAAGUGGAGCUAUCUUUGAAUCGGUCCACGGAACGGCUCCAGAUAUUGCGGGCUUGGAUAAAGCCAACCCGACAGCUCUCCUGUUCUCAGCUGUGAUGAUGCUCAGAUACAUGAAUUUGACUCGGCAUGCGGAUCUCAUCGAGCGCGCGGUUUUCACUGCGAUUCGCGAGGGCAAAUGCUUGACUGCUGACCUCGGUGGUCACUCAUCUUGUUCACAGUAUACUAAAGAAAUCUGUCGUCUCAUCGAACAUUUAGCUGCGAAUCCCGUUUGA